AUCAGCUCGGCGCCCAUGAGACCAAUGGGAAGGUCUUGCGAUGGGGCUGCUCUUAUGCUUGUGAUGUUUAGAUCUAGAUUCCGCGUUCCUGCAGCUCGGUAUAGCUGGAUUCGGGAUAGGCGUCCACUUUUCAUAUCCGCGUGUUGAUGCGUACGAACGAAAGUAUAUAAUGUGACAAUGCUCCCCUCUCUAUUCUAACGAAGGCCCAGAGCCGUGGUGUAUUUCGGUCUCAAGUACACUGAAGUUGCCAGGAGGGCUCCUAUCACAAUGAAGACCACCACUACGCUCCUCGGGUGGCUCGCGGCCUCCCUAUUUGCAGUCACUGGCGUUUCUGGGCAGUCGAUCGCUCAGAUCAACGGUGAUCGCUUCUUAUCGCCGUUCAACGGCCACAACGUCACUAACGUCACGGGAACCGUAACGGCGAAGGGUCCUGACGGAAUCUGGCUACGAUCCAUCGAGUCAAGUUUCAAUAGGCGCAUCUCAGAUGGCUUGUACGUAUACGGCUCGGCGCUCGCCAAGAACACCAGCAUUACUGUUGGCGAUGUCCUGGUCGUCGACGGGAAGGUCAGCGAGUACCGCUCUAACAAGGACUACUUGUACAUGACGGAGCUUGCAUCACCAAAGGUCGGAGCUAUCCUAGAACGGGGCAGGAAAGUUGAGCCGAUCGUGAUUGGCAAGGGGGCGCCCAGUCCGCCGACGAAACAGUAUUCCGGCCUCGACAAGGGCGAUGUGUUUGCCGUGCCGAAUAACCAGAGCUUGAUCUCCGUCGAGAACCCCCUACUGGAGCCGGAGUCGUACGGCUUGGACUUCUGGGAGAGUAUGAUGGGUGAGCUGGUUACUAUCGAGAGCCCGCGUGCAGUUGGACGGCCUAAUCAGUAUGGUGAUAUAUGGGUUGUUGGAAACUGGGAUACAACGGGCGAUAAUGGCCGUACGGGUCUUACCGUCUCUGCUGCGGACGGUAAUCCAGAGGCUAUUAUCAUCGGCAGUCCGCUUGACGGAUCUAAGAACCCGACGGACACAAAGCUAGGCGACAAACUCCAAACCAUUACCGGCGUCGUCUACCAAGCUUUCGGGUUUUAUCGUAUCCUACCACUAACAAACAUAAGCGUCGUCGAGUCUCUCGCCCCUGAAGUAGCCCCCCCAACUUCAAUAGUGAGCGAAGGGACGUGCAAGGGCAUCACCGUAGGCGGCUACAACAUCGAGAACUUCUACGCUGGCGACGCCGCACACGUCCAAGCUGUUGCGAAGCACAUUGUUCAAUCCAUGCGCACGCCGGAUCUACUAGCGGUCCAGGAGAUCCAAGACGACAGCGGCGAGACAGACGACGGCACCGUGAGCUCUGACGAAACCCUCACGGCACUGGCGACAGCUAUCCAGGCCCUUAGCACCACCAACGUCACUUACAAAUACACCUACAUCAGCCCGCUAAACAACAGAUCCGGCGGCGCUCCCGGCGGAAACAUCCGCGUCGCAUACCUGUACCGAGCAGACCGCCUGCGGCUCCGGAACCCGAGCCCAGGCAACGCCACCACGGCCAACGAGGUGCUGCCCGGCCCCGAACUCAAGUUCAACCCAGGCUACAUCGACCCGUCGAACGCGGCCUGGACCAACAGCCGGAAGCCUCUAGCAGCGGCAUGGGAGCUCGUGGGUAGCAGCAGCAGCAACAGCAGCGCAAGCAAGACGCUAUUCACGGUGAACGUGCACUGGGGCUCCAAGGGCGGCAGCUCCUCGCUCCACGGCGACGCCCGACCGCCUGUCAACGGGGGCGUGGAGGACAGGUUGGCGCAGGCCGAAGCUACUGCUGUGAGUUUUGCGAACCCCCUAUCCAUAAUAUCUACCUACCUACCUACCCAUCCAUCCAAAAACCCAUCCAUCCAAAAAGAAGAAGAAACUCCACCACUAACACCAACCAACCAACCCCUACACAGUCCUUCAUCGCAGCCAUCCUCGCCCAAGACCCCUCCGCAGCCAUAGUAACGCUCGGCGACUUCAACGAGUUCGCCUUCGCAUCCCCCGUCGCCGCGUUCGCGACCCGGUCGGGCCUGGCAGACCUCGACGAUGCGGCGGGCGUCCCGCCCGCGGAGCGGUACACGUACCUGUUCGACAUGAACUCGCAGGAGCUGGACCACGUCUUCGUCAGCCCGGCGCUGGCGGCGGGGGCGGG
Messenger RNA from Daldinia decipiens, 2164 nucleotides. RefSeq names its product endonuclease/exonuclease/phosphatase family protein. Bases 268 to 1974 code for a protein of 568 amino acids. The transcript has a single exon. The record is from RefSeq and is a predicted model, not a curated record. Lineage: Eukaryota; Fungi; Ascomycota; Sordariomycetes; Xylariales; Hypoxylaceae.